Messenger RNA from Pseudopodoces humilis (Tibetan ground-tit), 645 nucleotides. Lineage: Eukaryota; Metazoa; Chordata; Aves; Passeriformes; Paridae. The record is from RefSeq and is a predicted model, not a curated record.
AUGGCUUGUGCCACCGCCACCGUCCUGUGGCCGCUGGGCCACCUCCGGGGACAGGAGGGUGGCCACGGCCGCCCCCGCGCCCUCCGCGCCGCCGCCACGGCCGCUUCGGCCAUCGCCACGCUGGCCUACGCCGCCGAGGUGACCCGCGACCGGGCGAGGCCCGGCGAGGCCGCCCCGUACCUGGCCACCCCCUCGGGGCUGCUCAAGGUGGCCGAAGCCUUCCUCGCCCUCCUCCUCCUCGGGCUGUCGGCCGAGCUGGGCGCGGCGUCGGGAGCCGCGGCCCUGCGCUGGUGCCUGGGCAUCUACUGCGUGUCCUUCGUGCUGGGGGUGCUGCUGGUCGGGGGGUGCCUGCUGGGCUGGGGGUGGUGUGGCUGGAUGCGGGACCCCGAGGGGCUGCGCUGGGGGCUGGGGGUCUACGCGGGGCUGGGGGUGGUGGCCUACGGGGCGGCCACGGUGCUGUGGGCGCUCUACAGCUUCUCGGACGACAUGGGGGGCCAGUCCCGGAGACCCUACGGGUGUCCCGCUACCUGCUCCUGGGACAGGAAGGUGCUGGUGGCCGUGCUCAGCGGCCUCAACCUGGUGGCGUUCGGGGUGGAUUUGGGGCAGACGGGCAGGUUGGUGCUGUUGAGGGCCUGAGGGGGCACU